This is a messenger RNA of Chenopodium quinoa (quinoa), 1544 nucleotides long. Its product is annotated as probable membrane metalloprotease ARASP2, chloroplastic. Gene Ontology annotation, molecular function: protein binding; metalloendopeptidase activity. NCBI's taxonomy places the organism in Eukaryota, Viridiplantae, Streptophyta, Magnoliopsida, Caryophyllales, Amaranthaceae. The transcript is spliced from 2 exons. Gene Ontology annotation, biological process: proteolysis. The record is from RefSeq and is a predicted model, not a curated record. Gene Ontology annotation, cellular component: membrane. Bases 204 to 1544 code for a protein of 446 amino acids.
AAAGCAAAUUAAACUUGGAUAAUCCAAUAGCCACAAUCUAAAAUAGGAGAACGACAUGGCCUUGGAUUGUUUUCGAUAGAGUUGCAAAUCAACCAAUCAAAUGAAUUAUCCAAAACUCCCUCUCUCUCCUCACCUCUCUUCCAAAAUCAUCUCACAUUUUCACUGUAAAUCCCUUUCUUCCCUCUUCUCCAAUUCACAAAAUCAUGGUAAUUACCCUCUCAUCUUCCCCGCCAAUACCCUCUUUCUGUGGCAUCAAAACCCUUUUCAGUUCCAACCCUAAAUCACUCUCCAAACCCAGAACCCGAUUAGCCUUUCUCAAACCCAAACAAGAUAAAGGGUUGAACUUGCGGAGAAUUCAUAACAAUAAUACUAAUUUUGGCAGAGAAUCAAGGAAUUACAGGUGUAAUUUAUCUGGGUUUGAUUUGGGUGGCCUGGAAGGUCCUCAAUCAGUAAUUGAAGCAGCUGGUGUUCUUACUGCAAUCAUAGUUGUUCAUGAAAGUGGUCAUUUUUUGGCAGCCUAUCUUCAGGGAAUUCAUGUAAGUAAAUUUGCAGUUGGGUUUGGUCCAAUUUUAGCUAAAUUUAAUGCUAAUAACGUAGAAUACUCUCUUAGAGCUUUUCCUCUUGGUGGUUUUGUGGGUUUUCCUGAUAAUGAUCCUGACAGUGAUAUACCUGUUGAUGAUGUUAAUUUGCUGAAAAACAGACCCAUUUUUGAUCGGGUUUUAGUGGUUUCUGCUGGUGUUAUUGCCAACAUUUUGUUUGCUUUUAUCAUCAUUUUUGUGCAAAUUGUGUCUGUUGGUUUGCCUGUUCAAGAAGCCUUUCCUGGUGUACUUGUUCCUGAUGUACGCCCUUUUUCGGCAGCUUCUCGAGACGGGUUGCUGCCCGGAGAUGUUAUCCUGUCUGUUAAUGGCUUCGAAUUGUCGAAAACCGGCCCUAAGACUGUUACUGAAGUUGUUGAUGUUAUUAAGACUAGUCCUAAGAAGUAUGUUCUGCUUGGAAUUCAUAGAGGAGGAGCUGAACAAGGACAGGAUCUUGAUAUUAAGGUGACACCUGAUGAAAGUUAUGAUGGAACUGGUAAAAUUGGAGUUCAGCUAUCUCCUAAUGUCAGUAUUAGAAAGGUUAAGCCUAGUAAUAUUGUUCAGGCUUUCAAUUUCACUGGAAAAGAGUUUUGGGGUCUAACCUCAAAUGUGUUGGAUAGUUUAAAACAGACAUUCAUGAACUUUUCGCAAUCAGCUGAAAAAGUUUCAGGUCCGGUUGCUAUAAUCGCAGUUGGAGCAGAAGUAGCAAGGUCCAACAUUGAUGGACUUUACCAAUUCGCGGCAAUUUUGAACAUAAAUCUGGCAGUGAUAAAUCUGCUGCCACUGCCAGCAUUAGAUGGGGGUACAUUGGCAUUGAUACUGAUAGAGGCAGCCAGAGGAGGAAAGAAGCUCCCUUUGGAAGUGGAGCAGCAGAUUAUGUCUUCAGGUAUAACAUUAGUCUUAUUGCUUGGGGUGUAUCUUAUAAUCCGAGACACUCUAAACCUUGAUUUUUUCAAAGAAAUGUUGUGA